Messenger RNA from Musca vetustissima, 1620 nucleotides. RefSeq names its product homeobox protein Nkx-6.1 (gene HGTX). NCBI's taxonomy places the organism in Eukaryota, Metazoa, Arthropoda, Insecta, Diptera, Muscidae. The record is from RefSeq and is a predicted model, not a curated record. Gene Ontology annotation, biological process: regulation of transcription by RNA polymerase II; cell differentiation. Gene Ontology annotation, cellular component: nucleus. The coding region runs from base 104 to 1612 and encodes 502 amino acids. The transcript is spliced from 4 exons. Gene Ontology annotation, molecular function: RNA polymerase II cis-regulatory region sequence-specific DNA binding; DNA-binding transcription factor activity, RNA polymerase II-specific.
UAACGGUCUGAGUUCAACUUCGGCAAAUUUGUAUCGUUUUAACGAACGUCUUGACGAAAGCGUAGAUUAUAAUCAACACCAGCAUAACGAACGUGAUCUAGCCAUGGAUUUAAUUAAUCCCUAUAUGCGGCAUCAUACAUUUGCCGCGGCAGCCGCAUCUCAGAAUUCUUCACCCGGCCCUGUUGGCCUUUUGAAUCGCAGUCCACCGCUACAUCAUCACAGUAAUCAUUUGGCGAACGGGUUUCCCGAUCCCACACAAAUGGACUAUCAAAAUCAGCUACUGGACUAUCACAAUGCCGCCGCUGCAGCAGCCUAUGCGGCGAACAACAACAAUCAUCCUUUAAUGUUACUCAAAAAUAACAAUGCCUCAUCCGACAAAUUACACAUGGAACCAAAGUCACCUCGAUCACCUGAGGAUUCGUCGACACCUCCACCCCACAGCGGUGCAGAUCAUCAUCAUCAAAAUUCACAAACAUCAUCCCGCCUGCAGUCUGAAUCACCUGAUAAUUGUCACAGCUCGCUAAAUCAAAGAGCACGUUAUGAUAAUAAUUCUAGUCCCGGUGUAGAUAGUUCCAAAUCGUUUUCCGUUAGUCAGCGGUCCAGUGAAGAGGCUGGCAAUAACAGUGAAUCAAGUCCACCGCCAGCUGAUUAUAGUCCCGAAAAUUUAUCAAGUCGUAAAUUUACCUCCUCAAAUACCGGCCAUCCAUUGGGCAUACACAAUAACAACAUUAGUUUAGAUCAUAAAUUGCCUUUAAGUUUUUUGGGUCCACCAUUGGCGGCUCUGCAUUCAAUGACAGAAAUGAAAACGGCAAAUGGUGUUCCAAAUUCGGUUUCAUAUGCGUCGGCCCAAAAUUCACAUUUAAUGUCGGAAAAUCGCAUCACAUCGUCUUCGUCAUCAACAUCGUCGUCGAACAGUACAACAACAAAUACCCAAAGUCAGGGUACAGCAAAUCCACAUGGUAUCGAUACGAUAUUGUCGAAACCGCCACCAGUGACGUCGGCGGGAUUAAGUGCUUUAACCGGAGGUGGCAUACCACGUUUCUCAAUAGCAGCUGCUGCGGCGGGCAUGGCACAAUAUUUGUCACAAAAUCAAGGUACUCCACUGAAACCUCAUGGCGCUCAUAUGGUUGAAAGAACGCAUUUGUAUUGGCCCGGUUUGCAGGGAUUGGUCGCCAAUCCAAUGGCGUGGAGAGAACGAUUAUCGAAUACAAUGUCCGCCAAUUUAUCACAAUCCCAUCAACAUCAUCAGUCAAAUGAUAAGGAUGGCAAAAAGAAACACACCCGCCCAACAUUUAGUGGUCAACAAAUUUUUGCACUGGAAAAGACAUUCGAACAAACCAAAUAUCUGGCAGGACCAGAAAGAGCUAAACUAGCAUACGCCUUAGGAAUGACUGAAUCACAAGUUAAGGUUUGGUUUCAAAAUCGUCGCACCAAAUGGCGUAAACGUCAUGCUGCUGAAAUGGCCACGGCCAAGCGUAAACAGGACGAUAUUGGUGGCGACAAUGGUGACGAUUGCAGCGAACCCAUGGACAGUGAUAAUGAAAGUUUAGACAUCGAUGAAAAUCCGGCUCAGAGGAAACGAAAUCGCAUGGAAGACAAUUAUCGCCAUUAGUUGUGCCC